This is a messenger RNA of Aspergillus calidoustus, 1449 nucleotides long. The record is from the annotation of a GenBank genome assembly. NCBI's taxonomy places the organism in Eukaryota, Fungi, Ascomycota, Eurotiomycetes, Eurotiales, Aspergillaceae.
AUGAAGCGCACCUACGAGAAUGCUCUUAGACUCCUUGAAUCGAGAAGACGGACAGCCCGACCGAAAAGUCCUGGUCCCCAGGACACAGCACAGAGCCGGAAUUCUCUCAAAGGCGUCCCAAGCUUAGUUGGAAUGAAGGAUUGGCUGCAGGCUUUAGGACACUUGGAUAACGAGAUCGACAACUUAAACAUAAUCCAUGUCAGUGGCACGAAAGGAAAGGGUAGCACCUGCGCUUUCACACGCAGCUUUCUUCGCGCACAUAGCGUGAGAACAGGAUACCCCAAGCGCACUGGACUUUAUACGGGUCCACAUUUGCAGAGUAUUCGUGAAAGAAUACAAAUUGACGACCAUCCUGUACCUGAAGAUAUGUUUACUCGGUACUUCUUCGAGGUAUGGGAUCGCAUUAUGACCCAGAAUAUUGAGCAGGAUCUGGGUAUCACAAGGAAGCCUCGUUAUUUACAGUUGCUCGCCCUAUUGGCUUUUCACACUUUCAUCAAAGAGGAGGUUGAUGCGGCAAUAUUCGAGGUUCAUCAUGGGGGCGAGUAUGAUGCCACCAACGUGAUACAGAAACCUGUUGCGACCGGCAUCACGUCUCUGGGAAUGGACCACGUCGCACAGCUAGGGCCCACUAUUGAGACUAUUGCCUGGCACAAAGCAGGAAUAUUCAAAUCUGGUGCACCGGCUUUUUCAGUAGUGCAGGAACCAGGCUGCACUGAAGUUAUGCGAAAUCGUGCCCUUGAUAAAGGCACUACUUUGACGUUUGUGUCAUCUAAUGACUGCCUUCCUACUGACGGUAGAUUUCUCAGUGUUCCAGUACAGAGAUUGAACUGCUCCCUCGCACUUGAGCUUACUAAAGCAUUUCUGCGAGCCAAAGCACCAGACCACACCCUUAGCGAUGGAGACAUUUAUAAUGGUAUUGAGCGUUUCUUGUUGACUGGGAGAUUCGAGAUAAUAGAAGAAGGGAAGAUACGAUGGUUCGUAGACGGGGCGCACAACAUUCUGAGUUUAGCACAAGUUGCAGAAUGGUUUGGGACGAAUGGCAAUAAUGCACAAAAAUGUCGCGUUCUUAUUUUCAGUCAUUUGUCAGAAGAGCGAGAUGGAGUGUCACUCGUACGAUCUCUGGCACAUGCACUUGUUACGAACAAUGCCAGACCUGACCAUGUCGUAUUCACCUCUUAUGAAGAGAAAGAUAAUACCUCUACUAGUCGAAUGAAAGUCCCCCAUUCACCAUUCCAUGAUCUAUGCGCUUCGUACUCCAGGGUGUGGAAGGAUAUCGAUCCCCAUGCUACAAUUGUGGUGGCACCAACUAUUGAAAAAGCGGUACAUCUUGUAAGAGAAAUUGGGAUCCAGGAGAAUAACGUGGAUGUACUUGUUACGGGCAGCCUUUACAUGGUCGGUGGAGCACUCAGAUUUUUGAGGCCACCGUUGUAUGAUGAUAUGAUCUUGUAA